Messenger RNA from Salvia hispanica, 1579 nucleotides. The record is from RefSeq and is a predicted model, not a curated record. NCBI's taxonomy places the organism in Eukaryota, Viridiplantae, Streptophyta, Magnoliopsida, Lamiales, Lamiaceae.
AGGUGUUUGAUAUUUUCAAAGAGUUCAAAAUUCUUGUUGAAAGACAGAGUGGACACUAUAUUAAAGUUCUCAGAUCCGACCAAGGUGGCGAGUUCACAUCCGAUCUGUUCGAAAAGUUUUGCAAAGAGCAUGGAAUCGUUCACCAGGUUACACCUCCAUAUACUCCUCAACUGAAUGGUGUUGCUGAAAGGAAGAACCGGACAAUUCUUGAUAUGGCGAGGAGUAUGAUCAAAGGGAAGGAUUUACCCCGAGAAUUCUGGGCUGAAGCUGUCGCAACAGCAGUAUAUCUCUUGAAUCGAUGUCCAACCAAAAGUGUUCGCAACAUGACACCUGAAGAAGCAUGGAGCUCGUUCAAGCCCAGUGUUGCACACCUCAGAGUUUUUGGCUGCAUUGCCUACAAAACAAAUCUUGGAGAAGUUCAAAAUGGAGUCUUGCAAUCCCGUUAAUACUCCCGUGGAGAUUGGUCAAGAAUUGAGGAAGCAUGAUGGUGAAGCAGAGGUAGAUCCAACUUACUUCAAAAGCCUGGUUGGAAGUCUACGAUAUCUAACGUGCACUAGGCCCGAUAUUCUCUAUGGAGUUGGACUAAUUAGCAGGUACAUGGAAACGCCGUCACAGUCUCAUUUGAAUGCAGCCAAGAGGAUUUUGCGCUAUAUUAAAGGUACGCUAAAUGAAGGUAUGCUCUAUCCCUCUAAUCAAGAUGUUAAGCUUAUUGGUUAUUCGGAUAGCGAUUGGGGAAGAGACUUAGAUGAAAGAAAAAGCACUACCGGCUACUGUUUUUAUAUUGGAGAUGCUGCCUUCACUUGGUCGUCCAAGAAGCAAGCUAUAGUAACACUCUCAACCUGUGAAGCUGAGUAUGUUGCAGCAAGUUCAACGGUGUGCCAUUGCAUUUGGUUGAGAAAUUUACUAAGUUUUCUGGGAUUCGCGCAACAAGGCCCGACGGAGAUACGUGUUGAUAAUAAAUCUGCAAUAGCACUUGCAAAGAAUCCGGUGUUCCACGAAAGAAUAUACUGCAAGUCACAGGAUCAAAUUGCAGACAUAUUUACAAAGCCACUAAAGCAGGAUGUGUUUAGAAGAUUGAAAUUUAUGCUCGGCAUGAAGACAUUGAAGAAUUGAGCUUAAGGGAGGAUGUUGAGUUUAUUAAACUCAAUUGCUUCAAGAUUAAGAAAAUGACGAAGCUGCUGCAUCACCACCUCGUAAUAGUGGUGAAAAUUUUGUGAUUUCUCAUGGCUAAAAAGAUGCUUACAAGUCCUCUACGUCAUAUAGUGGAAGAAUAGUUAUUUGUUCAUGGUCAAAAUGAAGCCACAAAUCCAAUAUGUAAUAGGCGGUGGAAUUUAUGGUUAACAUGUGAUGGCCUUUCUAAUUAAGCUAAUCAUGACACGUAGUGGAGAUGUGUAUACUAGGUAGCUAGUUUAUCAAUCUCCAAAAAUCUAUAAAUAGGUGUAGUUAUAGUUCAUUGUAUCAUAAGGAUCAAUCAUAAGAGAAAAAGAAAAUGUAGUGAAUGAGAUUUUGUAGUGCUGAAGCACUUUGAUUGUAUUUUGUAAUCCUUUUGUGAGAAGCCUAUAAAUACUUAUCAUCCAUA